This is a messenger RNA of Fomitopsis serialis, 1824 nucleotides long. RefSeq names its product GNL3L/Grn1 putative GTPase-domain-containing protein. The coding region runs from base 1 to 1824 and encodes 607 amino acids. Gene Ontology annotation, molecular function: GTP binding. The transcript has 8 exons. Lineage: Eukaryota; Fungi; Basidiomycota; Agaricomycetes; Polyporales; Fomitopsidaceae. The record is from RefSeq and is a predicted model, not a curated record. Gene Ontology annotation, cellular component: nucleolus.
AUGCCGCGCAUACGCAAAAGUCAGUUGACGACCAGGCGAGGGACAACGAACCAGCGUGAAAAGAUCAAGCACAAGGUCGCGGAGACUAAGAAGAAAAGGAAGAAAGCAGAGAAGAAGAACCAGCAAUGGAAAACGAGACAUCCUAAGGACCCCGGCAUCCCGAACAACUUUCCGUACAAGGACCAGAUCCUAGCGGAGGUCGCGCAGGAGCGCAGACGAGUAUGUCAUGCUGCCGCGCCAGAAGGGCACGAGCACAGCAGCGCCGCUCAAGAGCAAGCAGACGCCACCGACGACGACAUCCCCGUCCUGGCGAACCGGAACUGCCUGACCUGUGCUCGGUACUGCAGCGGUGGACGUGUCGUCCAGGUCUUGGAUGCCCGCGAUCCGUUGCGGUGUAGGAGCGCCUCUCUGGAGGAGGCGCCAAGGACAAGAACCGAGGAUGUAGAUGCGUGCCCUCGGGAAGCCGUACAAGAGUGGGCGACGUCUCUGCGCGCUCAACAUCCCACCGUCCUCUUCCGCUCCGCUUCCGUCUUCCUGCCCACCGCGGCUGAGCCAACUGGCAAAGGCAAAGACAAGGAACGGGCGGACGAUGCUUGGGGCGUCGACAGCGUCAUGCAGGUCCUGGGCAGUGGGCACAGGAGAAGGAGGAGACAGUGCCUCGUUGUCGCCGUAGUCGGACUGACCAACGCCGGAAAAAGCUCCUUCAUCAAUUGUUUCCUCCGCAAGGCAGCCCUGCCUACCUACAAACUGACCUCGUCGCCGCAGGAUGGCCCCACAACGACCGCUUACCCUCAAGAGACCUCCCUAGAGACGGAGGGCAAGCGUGUCCGCAUCAUCGACACACCCGGUCUCGCAUGGCAAACACCGAGCGAGCUUUCCGCAGACGAGCUCGAGCGCCUCCGUGCUCGAGACAUCCUGCAGCGCAACAGGGGCAAGGUAGAGCGGCUCAAGGACCCAGCACCAGUCGUUGCUGAGCUGGUCUCUCGCGCUGACAAGGAAGAUCUCAUGCUCUUCUACAACCUCCCUGCGUUCGCGGCUGGGGAUGCAAACGCGUUUUUGGCCGGCGUCGCUCGUGCGAACGGGCUAGUAAAGAAGGGCGGCGUCCUCGACCUCGCCGUCGCUUCCCGCAUUGUCCUCCGUGACUGGAGCACAGGCAAGUUCCCGCGCUACACGAGACCUCCGUCAGCCCCGUCCACCGUCCCCGCUCAGGAUGGGAGCUUUGCGGAUGUGUACGCGAAGAAUGACGAGAUCCUGUCUCGGCUGGACACAAGGAAGGAGAUGCGGAAGUCCCGGGGCACGGUCAGGAUGAGCCCCGGUGAAGUCGAGAGCAGGGAAGUCGCGCUGGAGAUACCUUACUUCGGCGUGGACCAGGAUGAGGACCAGGAUGAGGACGAUGAUAACGAUGAGGUGGACGAGCUGGAAGAAUCCGGCGAGGACGUGGAAGAUGAUGAGGAUGAAGAAAAUGCGUCGGACGAAGAUGCAGACGAUGAAGAGGAACCUGCACCCGCACCUGGCAAGCGGAAACGAGCCGGCCAGAAGUCUCCUCCCCGCGCUGUCAAGAAGGUCGCGUUUGCAGCAGAGCCCAAGGGUACCAAGCAAGCGCGGUCUGCAGCGGGUUCCAAGCCCUCCGUUGCUAAAACGAAGCAGGAUACUCGCGCGCAAGCAAAAGUUAAGCCUGCACCUAAGGCGAAGCCCGUUAAAACGCAGAAGACGCCCUCCGUCGCCGCAGCGAUGAAGAAAAUCGCCAACUCAUCCAAGAAGGCGAAGCAGCCGUCAGCAUCGAAGGAUGGCGAGGAGACAUACGACUUCAGCAAGUUCUUUUAA